AUGGCUACCUCACCCUCCUCCUCCUCCGCCGCCGAGGUCGACCCCGCCGUCUGGCGCGCCGUCGUCAGCUCCUCCGUCGAGAUCCCGCCGGUCGGCUCCCACGUCUACUACUUCCCGGAGGGCCACCUCGAGCACUCCGGCUCGCCCCCCUCCUCCCUCCGUAAUUACAGUUUUGCCCUCUCCCGCCCAUUCAUUCCCUGCCGCCUCAUCUCCGUCCGCUUCCUCGCCGACCCUCCGGCCGACCAGCCCUCCGUCAGGAUGCUCCUCCGGCCCCUCGACCCACGCUCCUCCUCCGCCGCCGCCGUCUCGGGCGGCAGCGGCGGCAUCACCGAGGACGACGUGAUCUCGUUCGCGAAGGCCCUGACACCGUCCGACGCCGGCGGCGGUGGCGGGUUCUCCAUCCCCAAGUUUUGCGCGGAGGUGAUCUUCCCGCCGCUGGAACAACCCUCCGGCCCGCGGCCGCCGAACCAGGGCCUGACAGUCCGGGACGCCCGCGGCCGCCCCUGGGAGUUCCGGCACAUCUACAGGGGCACCCCCCGGCGGCACCUGCUGAGCACCGGGUGGAGCCGGUUCGUGAAGGCCAAGCAGCUCGUGGCCGGGGACGUCGUCGUCUUCGUGGGGCGGAGGUCGACCGGCGAGGUCUUCGCCGGUGUGAGGAAGGCCAGGCGCCAUAGCUCAGUAGAAUGGGUUUACAACUCGGGUAUCAGCUGGCCUGCAUGCACUGCGUCUCCAUUACUCGGUGGCACACAGGGAGCCAGGCAGGACCACAUGCGCAGGAUCGGGAAGACAUCAUGUGACCUCACGGUGAACGAGCAUCAGUCUCUUGGCCCGCCACCUGUCUCGACAGUCCUGAAGCUCGGAAGCUCGUGCCAGAGCAUUUUGCCGCCUAUCGUGCGUAUGCGUGGCGGUGAUCUUCAGGCUAGCUGCCGUUCGGCUUUCCGAUUGUUCGGAAAGGUUAUUGAGACGCGGGCAGGGUUCAGUGGUUGUAGUGGUUCCAACUGCAUUGCGAGUUGUACGUGUGGUUCAGAUUGA
Striga hermonthica is the source of this 1032-nucleotide messenger RNA. Lineage: Eukaryota; Viridiplantae; Streptophyta; Magnoliopsida; Lamiales; Orobanchaceae. The record is from the annotation of a GenBank genome assembly.